AUGGACCUUAAAAAACCGGCCAAAAAAAUUACGUUAAAACCGGUCUGUCAAGACGUCGAUGCCAAUCGCACGUCACCAAAAAACAAGUUAGCCUCAGGAAGACAAGGAGGCAAACUUAAACCUCUGAAAGCGCCGAAGAAAGAAAAACGUGAAUUGGAUGAACAGGAUGAUCUCGCCUUUAAGAAAAAACAACAAGAAAAUGCAAAGAAGGAAGAAGCUGCCCGCAAAUUACUUUUAUCCAAGAAAAAAUAA
This is a messenger RNA of Pneumocystis jirovecii RU7, 252 nucleotides long. RefSeq lists its product as uncharacterized. The record is from RefSeq and is a predicted model, not a curated record. The transcript is spliced from 3 exons. The coding region runs from base 1 to 252 and encodes 83 amino acids. NCBI's taxonomy places the organism in Eukaryota, Fungi, Ascomycota, Pneumocystomycetes, Pneumocystales, Pneumocystaceae.